CAUUUUCAAACGGAUAAAUGAUAAUGACGUCACACUAUUGGAGUGUAUAAAUUCGGAUGUAUAUCAGAAAUUUUUAUAGUACAACAUCUCGAAACAAUCAUGGUUGCAAAAAUCGCCAUCUUUCUUGCUUUGGUAGCUGCCGCUUCCGCCGGUCUCAUCGGUGCAGGACACGGAGGAGCCAGCAUCAGCUCCAGAAGACAAGAUGACUUCGGUAACUACGCCUUUAACUACCAAAUUGCUAACGGAGUCGGUGCCACCAAUGGACGUAGCGAAGUAGGUGACGGCUGGGGUAACAAGAGAGGAUCUUACGUCAUCGGUGACAUCGACGGACGUGCCAGAAGAGUCGAAUACGUAGCCGAUGCCGCCGGAUUCCGCGCCGUGGUCAAGACUAACGAACCAGGAACCGCUUUGAGCGCUCCAGCAGCCGCCGCCAUUGCCUCCCCCUACACCGGACCCAUCUCAGGAAGCCCAGCCGUCGUGGCUCACGCACCAGUGGCAGUUGCCGCCGCCCCCGUGGCAGCAGUGGCAGCCCCCGUAGCCGCUUUCGGAUACAAGGGUGUCGUUGGAGCACCCUUUGGUGCCUAUGGCGCUUACGGUUUGGGUUACAAAGGUUAA
Molecule: messenger RNA, 615 nt
Organism: Centruroides sculpturatus (bark scorpion)
Lineage: Eukaryota; Metazoa; Arthropoda; Arachnida; Scorpiones; Buthidae
Product: adult-specific rigid cuticular protein 15.7-like
Exons: 3
Coding region: 100-615 (171 amino acids)
Cellular component (GO): chitin-based extracellular matrix
Molecular function (GO): structural constituent of chitin-based larval cuticle
Source: RefSeq, a predicted model, not a curated record